UGACGCCGUUGGAGAUGGAAAAAGGAUUUGGCUGGGAUUUUGGAUGUGUGUUUAGCAGCAGCUGAAGACGACGACGACGACGACACCCAAGAAGAAGAAGAAGAGAGAAAAAUUGAAUUGAAUAAAAAAAAGAUUGAUUUGAUUUGGAAUACGAAAAGAAGAAAAGAAGUGUUCAAUGGAAGAGAAUUUGCAACAGAACGUUUCAGUGGAAAGCGCUCGUAAUGAAUUUCGAAAUUACAUUGAACAACAUGAAGAGCCAUUGCUAGUGGGUAGCAAGUCGAAAGAAGGAGGAUUGAAUCAUAUGAAGAGUAGUUCAUCAACACACAAGGGAAAGAAGAGUCUACGGAAAAAGUGUUGUGUGAUUUGUUAGAAUGGUGAAAGAAGGAUGUAAAAAGGAAAAGCGAAAUUACAGUGUUGGAUGGUUUUAGACGAGUCCAUUCAUUCGUAUAUAGGAGGAUCUCUUGGAUGGAAGAUGGAAGAUGGAAGAUGGAAGAUGUGAGAGGAGGACUGUUGUUGAAGAAUGCAAUGACAUUAGAUAUUGAUAUUGAAUGAAUUGAUAAAGCGACUAUUGUCAAUGACCAAGAGAGUUGUAAUCUAGUGGAGGAACUGAUGAAAUGAAAGAGAGAAGAGAGAAGAGAG
Schizosaccharomyces octosporus yFS286 is the source of this 639-nucleotide messenger RNA. RefSeq lists its product as uncharacterized. The record is from RefSeq and is a predicted model, not a curated record. Bases 176 to 370 code for a protein of 64 amino acids. NCBI's taxonomy places the organism in Eukaryota, Fungi, Ascomycota, Schizosaccharomycetes, Schizosaccharomycetales, Schizosaccharomycetaceae. The transcript is spliced from 3 exons.